GAUAGACUCAUGAAUCAAGAUUACAAUAAUUAUAAACCACUUUCAAGGUACUCUCCAAUCUCGAAUUGUCGACAUUAUUUUAUUUUAUACCGUCGGAUUUUAAUUUGAUUGAAAACUACAAAAUCUCUCUCUUAAAUCGAACGCCAUGAAAUUCUGCGGACCUAAACUGUCCCUGUGCGGGAUCAUUAUCAGCAUUUGGGGAAUAAUCCAAUUGGUCAUGAUGGGAUUCUUCUAUUACAUACGGAGUGUAGCGCUCAUUGAAGACUUGAACAUCUCCGAGGAACACAAGUUUACCGAUGCACAAGAUUUCUACAGCACCGCCGACAAAAUGUAUUCUCUGAAUGCAUAUAACUGUUGGAUUGCUGCCUGUCUCUACAUAUUUACGCUUGUUGUAUCAGGACAUCAAUUCUAUAUGAAUAACCGCAACACAAUGAGUUUGUAAAAUGUUAUUUAUAAUUUAUGUUACAUUUUUAUUAUUUUUAAGAGGUUUUAUUUUUUUGUUUUCUUCAUUUUUUUUUCUAUUGCCUCCACGAUCACAUUUGAGUUAUUCAACAUUGUUAACAGAUUGUAAGAUUAUUGGGUUUUCGCAUUGUCAUAUUGUCAAAAAAUGUCUUAGGUUAUAAGAAGUAAAUAUGGAAUAUAUAUUAAAUAAUUAAAUAUACAUUUGGUAUUUUAUACUGUUAUACCAAAUAUUGUAAAUUA
Messenger RNA from Acyrthosiphon pisum (pea aphid), 702 nucleotides. RefSeq names its product Ribonuclease kappa (gene RNASEK). NCBI's taxonomy places the organism in Eukaryota, Metazoa, Arthropoda, Insecta, Hemiptera, Aphididae. The transcript is spliced from 3 exons. Gene Ontology annotation, biological process: nucleic acid metabolic process. The coding region runs from base 146 to 442 and encodes 98 amino acids. The record is from RefSeq and is a predicted model, not a curated record. Gene Ontology annotation, molecular function: RNA endonuclease activity.